GUAAAGAGGGAGAGGUGGAGGAAGGGGGCGGGGCCACAAGCCAACGGGGAGGAGGCAACGACGCCUGCGCAGUGUGUCUGGGAUGGCGCAUUUUCUUGCAACGAGUAAUGCGGCGUUGCUGGCGGCGUUGCUGGCGGCUGAGGAGGGCGGAGAGUUCUGUGGUGAAGUAGGAGGAGGGAUUCAUGUAGGUUUCGGAAAGAGCCUUGACCUGAACUACAAAGAGGGAAGUUGAUGCUGGAUACUUCUACUCCUGGACUGGCAGAGUGAAGUAGUGAGAUCACCGUGGAACCGUGAGCAGCGACGGCGGUGAUCAGCUUUGAAAUUUGAAAACAAUGGAGAAGGCUCAAGAAAAUGUCCAAAGAAUUCUUCUAGAGCCCUACAGGUACUUACUUCAGUUACCAGGUAAGCAGGUGAGAACAAAACUUUCACAGGCAUUUAAUCACUGGCUGAAAGUUCCAGAAGACAAACUACAGAUUAUCAUUGAAGUGACAGAAAUGUUGCAUAAUGCCAGUUUACUCAUUGAUGAUAUUGAGGACAAUUCAAAACUCCGCCGUGGCUUUCCCGUAGCACACAGCAUCUAUGGGAUUCCAUCCGUCAUCAAUUCUGCCAAUUAUGUAUAUUUUCUUGGCUUAGAGAAAGUCUUAACCCUUGAUCACCCAGAUGCAGUGAAGCUUUUUACAUGCCAGCUUUUGGAACUCCACCAGGGACAAGGCCUAGAUAUUUACUGGAGGGAUAAUUACAUUUGUCCCACUGAAGAAGAGUAUAAAGCCAUGGUGCUGCAGAAGACAGGUGGACUGUUUGGAUUGGCAGUAGGUCUCAUGCAGUUGUUCUCUGAUUACAAAGAAGAUUUAAAACCACUGCUUAAUACACUUGGGCUCUUUUUCCAAAUUAGAGAUGAUUAUGCCAAUCUCCACUCCAAAGAAUAUAGUGAAAACAAAAGUUUUUGUGAAGAUCUGACAGAAGGAAAGUUCUCAUUCCCUACUAUUCAUGCUAUUCGGUCAAGGCCUGAAAGCACCCAGGUGCAGAACAUCUUGCACCAGAGAACAGAAAACAUAGAUAUUAAAAAAUACUGUGUCCAGUAUCUUGAGGAUGUAGGUUCUUUUGAAUAUACUAGGAAUACUCUUAGACAGCUAGAAUCUGAAGCGUAUAAACAAAUUGAGGCAUGUGGUGGAAACCCUGAACUAGUAGCUUUAGUAAAGCACUUAGGAAAGAUGUUCAAAGAAGAAAAUUAAUAAUAUUAAGCCAUUCUUGAUUGGUACAUACAGCUUUUAGUUAUUUUUUGUCUUUUAACCUAUCAGCUUUUCACAAAUUUGUACUAAACUUUUAAUCUCCAAAAACAGAGAAAAGAGUGAGAUGAGUGAAAUUAUUUCAGUGUAGAAAACUAUCCAUACAUAAUACUAUAAAGUCAAAAGGAGC
Fukomys damarensis (Damara mole-rat) is the source of this 1416-nucleotide messenger RNA. RefSeq names its product geranylgeranyl diphosphate synthase 1 (gene Ggps1). The transcript has 4 exons. The record is from RefSeq and is a predicted model, not a curated record. Gene Ontology annotation, biological process: isoprenoid biosynthetic process. Bases 333 to 1232 code for a protein of 299 amino acids. Gene Ontology annotation, molecular function: prenyltransferase activity. Lineage: Eukaryota; Metazoa; Chordata; Mammalia; Rodentia; Bathyergidae.